GAGGCGCUCACACUCCAACCGGCUGCAAUAAACUGUGGCUGUGUGAUCCGGGACAGAAGGCUCACUGGUUGUUGGACAAGCUGAUCAAACUGGCAUCAUGGUUCUGACGGGCUGCACGAAAUGCAUCAAAUACAUGUUGUUUUUCUUUAAUUUUAUUUUCUGGCUGGCCGGAGGCGUGAUCUUAGGAGUGGCCCUGUGGCUCCGCCAUGACAGUCAAACCAGCAACCUCCUCAUUCUCCAGUUCGAGGGCCAGCAGGCACCCGGCACCUUCUACGUCAGUGUGUACAUCCUGAUAGCAGUCGGCGCCGUGAUGAUGCUCGUCGGCUUCCUCGGUUGUUACGGUGCAAUUCAAGAAUCUCAGUGCCUGUUGGGAACAUUCUUCUUCUUCCUGGUGAUCCUCUUCGCUUGUGAAGUGGCUGCAGCGAUGUGGGGUUUCAUGAACAAGGACACCAUUUCCAAAGAACUGACCAACUUCUACGACGCGGCCUACAUCAAGGCCGUGGACAUCUCGGGGUCCCCCAGCAAAGACUCUGCCAUCAAGGUGCUGGAUGUGUUCCACACAACGCUCGACUGCUGCGGCAAAGGAGACGACAACGCUCUCUUCAAACAAGUCGCCAGCACCUUGUGUCCCAGGAAGUCCCCGGAAGAUUUCCUUAAGUCUCAGAGCUGUCACAGCAAACUGAUCGAGCUGUUCUCGGAGAAGCUGUACCUGAUCGGUCUGGCCGCUCUGGUGGUCGCUGUCAUCAUGAUCUUCGAGAUGAUCUUCACCAUGGUGCUCUGCUGUGGCAUCCGUAACAACCCUGGAGUGUACUAGGACCAACAAACUACGUCAGACUUUAAGGGAUUUUUCAUUAUUUGUUUCUUUUCAUCGGCUUCUCUUCCUUAUGAUUUUAACAAAACAAGACGGAUAUCUUUUCCUUUUUAAUCUGCGUCUUGUUCCUGAUAUUGCUAAUCCGUAAGGACUCGUUCUCCUUACAUAAUGAUUUAGACGUUCUUUAUUUAUCACACAACUAUUCACAUGAGCCUUUUAUACAUUUGAUAUGUUGUGAAAUAUUUAUCUGAGGUCAUAAUUUUUUUUUUUUAAUGGAUGUAUAAAUUGUAUAUAUACUUGUCGUAUGUUAAUAACACUUAGGAGAGCGCAUGUUAUUCCCUGAUUGGUUGUCUGUGAUGCAUCUUCCUGCAGCGUUAGGGUUAAUCCUAAUGAGCGAUGUUGUUACUAUAAUGAUUACCAGGAGGACGAGUCAGUCAGCGUGUGUUUGUAAGUCGACUGUGUGUCUCUUCUUUGUGCCUAAUGGACCAUCUCCAUGCUUUAUUUCCUUUAUUAACUUGUGAGACUCCUUCUUUAAAUAAAUAAACAGUCAUGUCUUCUUACUCAA
Molecule: messenger RNA, 1376 nt
Organism: Gasterosteus aculeatus aculeatus (three-spined stickleback)
Lineage: Eukaryota; Metazoa; Chordata; Actinopteri; Perciformes; Gasterosteidae
Product: CD81 antigen
Cellular component (GO): plasma membrane
Source: RefSeq, a predicted model, not a curated record